Messenger RNA from Fundulus heteroclitus (mummichog), 1909 nucleotides. Its product is annotated as 5,6-dihydroxyindole-2-carboxylic acid oxidase. Gene Ontology annotation, molecular function: oxidoreductase activity. Bases 219 to 1793 code for a protein of 524 amino acids. Gene Ontology annotation, biological process: melanosome organization; melanocyte differentiation. The transcript is spliced from 7 exons. The record is from RefSeq and is a predicted model, not a curated record. Lineage: Eukaryota; Metazoa; Chordata; Actinopteri; Cyprinodontiformes; Fundulidae. Gene Ontology annotation, cellular component: melanosome.
CGCUUUGGGGGGUGAAAGAAAGGAAGGAGGCCUGCAUGGGCGCAAAAAGAGGGGCCGUUUCAUACAUUCGCUCAUAUUGACUGGGGCUCAGGUGGGCUAAAGUAAUGAACUUCUAUUCCUUGAAUAAAAAAAGUUAGCUCUGUGAUUUGCAAGUGUUAAAAGGGUUACGCACCGAGCUAUACCCCAGGAGCAGCCGUGCGUAAAGAUCUGGAGACAUCAUGUUUUGGAGAACGUGGCCCCGCUGUCUUUCUGUGCUGGUGUGCGCGGCGGUGGUGAGCGCCCAGUUCCCCAGAGAGUGCGUGACCCCGGAGGGACUCAGGAGCGGACAGUGUUGCCCGGCGCCGGCCGGAUUCCCCGGGGACCCGUGCGGUGCCAGCGCGGGGCGCGGCCAGUGCGUGGCCGUCUCGGCGGACGCGCGGCCGCACGGGCCGCAGUAUCCCCACGACGGCCGGGACGAUCGGGAGCGGUGGCCCGUCCGCUUCUUCAACCGCACCUGCCGGUGCAGCGGCAACUUCAGCGGGUAUAACUGCGGCCGCUGCAGACACGGGUGGACCGGGGCCAGCUGCGAUCAAAGGGUUUCUGUUGUGAGGAGAAACGUGAUGCAGCUCAGUGCUGACGAGAAGCGGGCCUUCGUGGGCGCGCUGCACCAAGCCAAGCGGACGCCGCACCCCGACCUGGUGAUCGCCACGCGCCACUACUCGGACAUCUUCGGCCCUGGGGGGAACGCUUCGCAGUUUGAAAACGUCACGAUCUACAACUACUUUGUCUGGUCCCAUUACUACUCUGUCAGCAAGACCUUCCUGGGCGCCGGGCAGGCCAGCUUCGGCGGCGUGGACUUCUCCCACGAAGGUCCCGGCUUCCUCACCUGGCACAGGUACCAUCUGCUGCAGCUGGAGCGAGACAUGCAGGACAUGCUGCAGGAUCCCACCUUCGCCCUGCCCUACUGGAACUUUGCCAUCGGUGGGAGCACGUGUGACAUCUGCACGGAUGACCUGAUGGGAGCCAGGAGCAACUUCGACAUGAAUUCCCUGAGCAACAACUCCGUCUUCGCACAGUGGAGGGUCGUCUGCGAGAGCGUAGAGGACUACGACACGCUUGGGACCAUCUGCAACAGCACAGAGACGUCUCCCAUCAGGAGAAACCCGGCUGGGAACGUCAACAGGCCCAUGGUUCAGCGUCUCCCGGAGCCCCAGGAUGUGGCCGACUGCCUACGAGUCAGCACCUUCGACACGCCGCCCUUCUACUCCACCUCCUCCGAGAGCUUCAGGAACACGGUGGAAGGCUACAGCGCCCCCCAGGGGAACUACGACCCCAUAGUGAGGAGCCUCCACAACCUGGCUCACCUGUUCCUGAAUGGAACGGGAGGACAGACGCACCUGUCGCCCAACGACCCCAUCUUCGUCCUGCUGCACACCUUCACUGACGCCAUAUUCGACGAGUGGCUCAGGAGACACGGCUCAGAUCUGGCGGUCUACCCGGAGGAAAACGCCCCCAUCGGUCACAACAGGGGAUACAACAUGGUGCCCUUCUGGCCCCCCGUGACGAACGCUGAGAUGUUCGUGACCGCCCCUGAAAAUCUGGGUUACUCUUACGAAGCCGAGUGGCCGGGCACUGCUUUCACCAUGACCGAAAUAAUAACCAUAGCCAUAGUUGCCGCCCUGGUGGUGGUGGCGCUCAUCUUCGCAGCCACCACGUGCGCUGUGCGCGCCCGCUCCCACAAGAUGGAGCACCAGCCUCUGCUCGGGGAGCAGUACCAGCGCUACGACGACGACAAAGGUCAAUCUGUCGUCUGAGAUCGCCGCUCCAACACGGGCCUUUUCUCCUGAUUUUUCUGACACAAAGCAAUGUUGUUCUCUGUCCUCAGUAAAAACAAAGAACUCUUAAAGCAUGCAUGGCCAACUUCCAAAAA